GUGAGCAACAAACAAAAGCAAACAACAUGAGAACCCAGAAUCGCAUACUCCUAACUGUGGCGGGCAUCAUAGCGCUCUGCCACAGCUUCAUUCUCCCACCUCCAACCGGCCAAUUCAACGUCGGCUCGAAAGCAUUCAUCUUCCCCAAGCUCACACUCGACGAUCCAGUAGCACCAAACGGCACCGGUACCUUCAUCCUACUCAACAUAUACUACCCAACCGAACAACCCGCCCCACCCACAAAAUACAUCUGGCCCGAUCUAUCUAAUCUCUACGAAACUUACUAUAAUCUCUCAAACGGUACAUUCGGUAACAUUACCGCGCCUAUAGCCUACUCCGCUCCACCCCUCCCUCCAAGAAAGUGGAAGAAACUGCAUCUCCCGACACUCAUAUUCCAUCCCAGCUUCGCAGGCCCACCGUCGCGGCUCUUUCACGCUUUGCUCUCCAAUCUAGCCUCUCACGGCUACUCGGUCGUGGCAUUGGACCAUCCGCACGAGGCGCCGUAUAUUGAGCUGCCUGAUGGUACGGGGGUCACCGGCCUACCAUUCAACUACCAGACCGACACGGAGGAGAAACUGAAGUUCGUGCAGCGCGUGCACGAUUACCGUCUCAACGAUGCAUCAGCGGUGCUGAAUGCCAUACCGGCGAUAUCGAAACAAUUAGCCAUCCCGCUCAACGCCACGCACUUUUCUUUCGUCGGCCACUCGCUUGGCGGCUCCGCAGCGCUGGCGCAGGUGGUAUACGAGCGAAACUCUACAAACCCACGCAAACACACCAUCCUCGGCGCUCUAAACACAGACGGCAGUCUCUGGUCCCCCAUUUCCGCCAACGAUUCCUCAGUGGACCUGCGCAUCCCCAACCUCCUCCUGAGCUCAGCGCAGCACAAAGGCGAUCCGCUGUUUCAUGACUUCGAUGUGCAGCAGUCUGCCUGGGCGAAGGAGAUCAAUGUCGGGGGAAGAUCCAAUCACACGGAUUUCUCAGACUUGAUUGUUUUGAAGCAGGGUCUUGGGAUUACGGGGGGUCAGGGCGCUGUGACCGCUGAGAGAAUGAUCAAUAUCACGCGAACGCUCGUUGGGAGUUUCCAGGGUCUGCUGGUGGGGAGAGGUGAAGGGGUUUUGAGCGGCUCGGAGGAGGUGAGGAAGGCUUGGCCGGAGUUGGAGUGGUUGUACAAUGGAACAAGGUCUUUGUCUGGAUGAUAGGC
Molecule: messenger RNA, 1201 nt
Organism: Macroventuria anomochaeta
Lineage: Eukaryota; Fungi; Ascomycota; Dothideomycetes; Pleosporales; Didymellaceae
Exons: 1
Coding region: 27-1196 (389 amino acids)
Molecular function (GO): 1-alkyl-2-acetylglycerophosphocholine esterase activity
Source: RefSeq, a predicted model, not a curated record